Messenger RNA from Strigops habroptila (Kakapo), 2958 nucleotides. It is a transcript of the gene PPP2R3B, whose product is annotated as protein phosphatase 2 regulatory subunit B''beta. Gene Ontology annotation, molecular function: protein phosphatase regulator activity; calcium ion binding. The transcript has 14 exons. The record is from RefSeq and is a predicted model, not a curated record. Gene Ontology annotation, biological process: protein dephosphorylation. The coding region runs from base 175 to 1920 and encodes 581 amino acids. Gene Ontology annotation, cellular component: protein phosphatase type 2A complex. NCBI's taxonomy places the organism in Eukaryota, Metazoa, Chordata, Aves, Psittaciformes, Psittacidae.
GGGGCGGGCCGGAAGGAGGCGCCGGUUUGAAGGCAGCGGCGGGAGGGGCGGCGCGGUGCCGUGUAGUGCAGGAACAUUGGAGUAUGUGCAACACUGGAAGUCAAGUGGAAUAAGUAGAUCAUUGUCAAACCUUUAUUUUGAACUUGAUCCAACAAAAAGGGAAAUUGGUAGAAAAUGUCACCAGGGAAAGUUCUGCAACCUGUACUGAAAAUGAAGGUGGAUGAACUCUUUUUGUGCUGGUUGAGUCAGCCUGCAACUCAGAUGACACUAAAGGACUGCUUGAGAAGAAUCAAGAAUGAGGAAAAAACAGAGACUGGUAGUGGAGAUUCAGGAAAUGGUAAAAAUGAGAGGUUCACUAAUAAAAAUUCCAGUUCCCAGCAGUGCAUAUUUGGAGAUACCAGAUUGCCUUUGAUAUCUUUCAGUCCUCCUCAAGUUUCUAAUACUCUUCCAUUGGCAACUCCAGCCAACCCAAGGAAUGCCUCUAAUUUUAGAGCAACACGUCGAUCCUCAGGAAACAGAGUAGUUCAGACAAAGAAGGAAGAAACUUUGCCACCAUCGCUUAGUCAAAACAUUCCAACUUUCUAUUUUCCUCGAGGAUGUCCUAAGGAAAAAGUGAAUAUAGAUGCUGUGAUUGCCAAAAUUGAGAGAACUUUCUCUGAGUUUCCAAAUGAGAGAGCAACGUUAGAAGACAUGGGGAAGGUUGCAAAGGCUUGUGAAUGCCCGCUUUACUGGAAAGGUCCUUUGUUUUAUUGUGCUGGAGGUGAACGAACAGGAUACGUGUCAGUUCAUAAAUUUGUUGCAAUGUGGCGGAAAAUACUUCAGACCUGCUAUGAUGAUGCUGCAAAGUUUGUUCAUCUUCUAAUGAACCCUGGAUGCAACUACUUGGUGCAAGAAGACUUCAUUCCUUUUUUACAAGAUGUGGUGAAUAGUCAUCCUGGUCUAUUAUUUUUAAAAGAAGCAUCUGAAUUUCAUUCUCGGUACAUUACCACAGUUAUACAGAGAAUAUUUUAUACAGUAAAUAGGUCCUGGUCUGGGAAAAUAACUUGUAACGAGCUCAGGAAAAGCAACUUUUUGCAGAAUGUGGCAUUAUUGGAAGAGGAAGCUGAUAUUAACCAGCUGACAGAGUACUUCUCAUAUGAACAUUUUUAUGUUAUCUAUUGCAAAUUUUGGGAGCUGGAUACAGACCAUGACCUCUAUAUUGACCGGAAGGAUUUAGCUCGACAUAAUGAUCAUGCAAUUUCAAAUAGGAUGAUAGAGCGGAUCUUCUCAGGAGCAGUAACAAGAGGUAGAAAAGCACAAAAAGAUGGGAAGAUUAGCUAUGCUGAUUUUGUCUGGUUUUUGAUAUCUGAAGAGGACAAAAAGACACCAACUAGCAUUGAAUACUGGUUUCGCUGCAUGGAUCUUGAUGGGGAUGGUGCUUUGUCUAUGUAUGAAUUGGAGUAUUUUUAUGAAGAACAGUGCCAAAAAUUGGAUAACAUGGCCAUAGAACCUUUGCCAUUUGAAGACUGUUUGUGCCAGAUGCUGGAUCUCGUGAAGCCACAAUAUGAAGGAAAAAUUACUCUGCACGACUUAAAGCGAUGUAAGUUGACAAAUGUGUUUUUUGACACUUUUUUCAACAUUGAAAAAUACCUUGACCAUGAACAGAAGGAUCAGUUUUCCAUGUUGCGGGACGGUGAAGGGGAAAGCCAAGAGAUCUCUGACUGGGAGAAGUAUGCUGCUGAAGAGUAUGAUAUCUUGGUAGCAGAAGAGGCAGCAAGUGACCAGUGGAAUGACGGGUAUGAAGCAGAACUGAGUCCUGCAGACCAUCAGAAGGCCAAUGUCCUCAAGUAUCAAAUGGAAAAAAGACCGUUUUUUGACAUGCCUUCCCAUCUGGCUGAUGUAGACUUGGAUGACUACGACUACGAAGAGGACUUUGAGUAGCAGUCACUCAGGGUCAGCACAUGCAGAAGAGAAGGGACAGUCUGCAGCGGGUCUGCUACAUGCCUGUAUGUUCCAGUGGGGUUUGUUGCCAGGGAGUCAGCUUAGUUUUGUGCUAAAAAUAUUUAAUCACUACACUACCUUUUAAAUAAAAGAAGCGCAUUUGUAUGGAAUGAUGAAAUUUUUUUUAUUUAUUCAAUAGUCUAUAGUUUGUAAAAUAGAUUAAAAAUAUUUAUUUACAGAUGUUGCGUAAUUCCUUUUGGAAAGAUAACAAUAUUUGACUUUAGAGACAAGUAGUCUACUGUUUUUAAGAGAACCGUGUAACUCUUCUCAAAGUUGGUGUGGUGCACUGGCCAUCUCCAUCCCGCUCCUGUCCCUGCAUGGGAGGUGAGGAGACCAUUGCCACCAGGCCUGCCCUGCAGGUGACCCUGGGGCUUUUGCGCCUCGGCAAGGAGGAGGCAGGAUUGUGAGCGUGUGGCUCGACUCCCGCUUACAAGCAGGGUCUGACCUGACAAACUGAGCAUCUUGGUGCAUGACAAGGAGAGCGAACGCCUCAGACACAAGUUGCUUCUAUUCUCUGUAUAGUCCUUGUUUACCCCAACUCUAAUUCUGCUUGCCCUUUUAAACUUCAGUCUUUUCAUUGAUGUUCAUUACGAAAGGAUUAUUUAAUGAUGAAGUCUGUUUCAUACUUGAUCCAAAAUGAGUGUGUUCAUUCAUGGAGAAGGAACCAAUUUUUUAAAAAUCCUUUGUAUAAAUGUUACUUGAUCAGUGAUGUGCACUAAUUUGUUGUGGGCAUUCAGCGCUUUUGUCUGUCCCCCCCCUUCAGUUGUUUGCUAUUGACACAUUCCAUGGAUCUUCAUCAGUGUCACAGCAGCUUGAAAUUGUUGCCUCACUCUUACUGUUAAACAACAGAUUUUGUUGGGGAAAAAAAUUAAAAAAAUGUACAAAAAGAUGUAAGUUAUUUUUUGGUUGCAGUGUAGAUUUGUUGAAAUGUUUAAAAAUCAUGUUUGUAUUUUCAAAUAAAGAUUUUCAUACAUGUAA